Platichthys flesus (European flounder) is the source of this 1645-nucleotide messenger RNA. RefSeq names its product adaptor related protein complex 4 subunit mu 1 (gene ap4m1). Bases 168 to 1493 code for a protein of 441 amino acids. The transcript has 16 exons. Gene Ontology annotation, biological process: protein targeting; Golgi to lysosome transport. Lineage: Eukaryota; Metazoa; Chordata; Actinopteri; Pleuronectiformes; Pleuronectidae. Gene Ontology annotation, cellular component: cytoplasmic vesicle; clathrin adaptor complex; trans-Golgi network. The record is from RefSeq and is a predicted model, not a curated record.
CACCAGGCGGCGCUGCUCGGCGAACACACAUCAACCGACCCGGUUUGUAAACAACUGUGUGUCGCUUGCUUCAGGAUCAGAGAGGGAAACAAAACACGUGAACAGCACCAGCAGGGGGAGCCACUGUGUCCCCUCCGACCUGAGAGCUGAUUGGUUGUCUCCACAGGAUGAUCUGUCAGAUCUUCAUCUUGUCAUCAAAGGGCGACCGGCUCAUCUACAAAGACUUCCGAGGAGAAGCUGGGAGCGAUGAAGUCGGUUCGUUCUACGAGAAGGUCACAGCGCUGACUGGAGACCAGCCUCCAGUGGUCAUGACUCACAAAGAUCUCAACUUCAUCCACGUCAGGCAGGGGGGGCUGUACUGGGUCGCCACGACAACCCAGGACUCCUCGCCGUUCACCGUCAUCGAGUUUCUGAACAGGCUCACGGCUCUGGUGAAGGAUUACUGCGGCUCGCUGUCGGAGAAGCUGGUGCAGAUGAACUUCGCUCUGAUCUACGAGCUGCUGGACGAGGUGCUGGACUAUGGUUAUGUCCAGACGACGUCCUCCGAGGUCCUGAAGAACUUCAUCCAGACUGAAGCCGUCUCCUCUCGACCGUUCAGCCUGUUUGACCUGAGCAAUGUCGGCCUGUUCGGUGCGGAGACGCAGCAGAGUAAAGUGGCUCCGAGUUCUGCAGCCGCCCGACCCAUCCAGUCCAGCAGAGAGCAGGGAGGAAAGAGCGAGAUAUUUGUGGACGUGAUCGAGAGGAUGUCGGUCGUCAUCGGCUCCAACGGAGUUGUGAUGAAGGCCGACGUGGAGGGAGAGAUCAAAGUCAAGUGCUACAUGUCCAGCUGCUCAGAGAUGAGAAUCGGUCUGAAUGAAGAGUUCAGCAUCGGAAAGUCACAGCUCAGAGGUUACGGAGCGGCGGUCCGGGUGGAUGAGUGCAGCUUCCAUCAAGCCGUCCGAUUGGACGAGUUCGACAGCCAGCGCGUCCUGCGGCUGUGUCCCAGUCCGGGCGAGCAAACCGUGAUGCAGUACCAGCUGAGCAACGAUCUGCCCUCGGCUCCUCCUUUCCGGCUCUUCCCCACCGUCGAGAGAGACAGCGGAGGAAGGUUAUUGAUGUACAUGAAGCUUCGCUGUGAUCUGCCUCCGAAGACCGCUGCCAUCAACGUCUGUGCCACCGUCCCUGUCCCUAAAGGCUCCGUGAGUCUGUCACAGGAGCUCAGCAGUCCAGACCAGAGCUCCGAGCUGAAGCCACAGAGCCGAGCUGUUGUCUGGCAGAUCCCUCGUUUCCCCGGGGGUACACAACUCUGUGCUGUGUUCAAGCUGGAGGUGGCCGGUCUCAGCUCCGCCUCCUUGUUGGAGGUGGGUCCAGUGGGUUUGAGCUUCGAGCUGCCGAAGGUCACGGCCACCGGGCUCCAGAUCCGCUUCCUGCGCCUGUCGCCGGUCCAGCCCGGCCCGGCCCAGCGCUGGGUCCGCUACGUCACACACUCCGACUCCUACACACUCCGGAUGUAACGCUGCCCAGUGGGACCAGCGAGGACCCACCCUGGACCAGUGGCACUCACAGGAAGUCCACACGAUAAUCAACAUGUUUAUCACUUUUUAUUUAUUACACUGUGAAACAAAUCUGAGAACAAAUAAAAGACUUCCAUUUCUCCUGAAACCUG